ACCCCAAAUUUUAACCUAAAAUUUUAUUCUAUUUCUAUUUUAAUAAUAUUGCAAUUUUUAAGUCACAACAGCGAAGAAUUCAAUUUUAAAAUGUCAUUAUUUAGAAUUAUGUGGUUACGAAGAUUCAUAAGAAAUAAUACUACACCUAUUGCAGUUGACAGAGCUGCUUUGUGGAAAAAGAGGCUUUCGGUAGCUUAUAUGUUAAUAACCUGGAAUGCUUUUGGUAUGGUUUGUUACAUGAUUUAUCAAGGCAAAGGUGACUGGGCUAAAUUUUAUGGUGUAAAAUCAGAAGAAGAGGCAAAUAUGAGCCCAGGUAAACAAUGGGCUAAAACAUUAGGCAUAAAAAAUGCAACUAUUUAUAGAGUAUCUGGUUUCGAAGUAUCACGUGAAGAAGUUGAUACAGAAAAUGAGAAGAAACAAACCGAUAAUAUCAGUACAUUAAAAUAAAUUAAAACAAUCACAAUUC
Messenger RNA from Anoplophora glabripennis (Asian longhorned beetle), 466 nucleotides. RefSeq lists its product as uncharacterized. The transcript is spliced from 2 exons. Bases 91 to 447 code for a protein of 118 amino acids. Lineage: Eukaryota; Metazoa; Arthropoda; Insecta; Coleoptera; Cerambycidae. The record is from RefSeq and is a predicted model, not a curated record.